Messenger RNA from Condylostylus longicornis, 6285 nucleotides. It is a transcript of the gene sand, whose product is annotated as TWiK family of potassium channels protein 7. Gene Ontology annotation, cellular component: membrane. Gene Ontology annotation, molecular function: potassium ion leak channel activity. Gene Ontology annotation, biological process: stabilization of membrane potential; potassium ion transmembrane transport. NCBI's taxonomy places the organism in Eukaryota, Metazoa, Arthropoda, Insecta, Diptera, Dolichopodidae. Bases 2906 to 4153 code for a protein of 415 amino acids. The transcript is spliced from 14 exons. The record is from RefSeq and is a predicted model, not a curated record.
UCAUUUACAGAGUUUAUAAGGUGGAACUUUUAUUCGAAUUAAGAAUUAAUGAGUAUACAAUUUUUUUUGUAGUGUAGCAAGUGUUAGUUUUGUAUGAGCUUGAAAAAAGAGAAAAAAUUAUAAAAGAAAAUAUUAAAAAAAAAAAAAUGAAUACAUUUUUCUUCUGUUGUAUUCAGUCUAUUGAACCCAGCGGAUGAUAGAUUUUUGAGUUUAUUUUAAUAUGUAUUGUAUUUUGUAGCGAAAAUUCACAAAAGUAAUGAAUUAAAUUUAUUUUUAGGAAAUUUUUAUUGCUUAAAAACUUUUUAUGAAGCUGAAUUUUUUAUGUAAAAUGAAAUAUCAGUGAAUUUAAAUAAUAAGUUUAAAGUGGAAAUUAUGAAUAAUACAUAAGACUUGUUGUAAUGAAAUCAUAAAUAUUGAAACAGCGACACGAAUAAUCGAAAAUUAGAUUAGAUUAACUUAAUAGAGAAAUAACGUGGUGUACUUUAAUGAAUAAUCAGUAAUUCUUUUCUGUCGUUAUUACUUUAAAAUUUUUUUUUUGAUUAAUAUUAAAAUUUUGAAAUUUUUUAUUAUGAAAUAUGAGUGCUUUUUGAUGAAAAGAUUUAAGUGAUUCCGUCUUAUUCAAUUAUAAUUUUAAUCUACUAAUUUUUGUCUCAUAUUUAAAAAAAAAAACAUAUACAGAAAAAACAAAAUGAAAUUUUAAAAAUUUUGACAAGAAGGCGGGAAAAAUUAUUCUUUGUGGUCUGGCAUUUCGGUGAAAAAUUUUAAUUUUCUUAUAAAAAGUUCAAUUUAAAUCAAAGUAAAAAAUAUAAACGAAAUUCAAACAAAAAAGUAUUGUUUAUUCAUAAAAAAAAUUAAAAAACUUAAAUUUUAAGAAAUUUAAAUUUUUGAAAUUAUAAAAUCAAAUAUCAAAAUAUAAGAAAUUGCAGAACUGAUUCCGGAAAAAUAAAUUAGAAAAAAAAAUAUUUUUCAAUAUUUUAAUAAUUGAAAUAUACACAUGAAAUUAAUAAAGUAUAUACCAACAGAAAUGACAGCUGUUCACGAUUCGUACUUAAUAAAAAUAACGCUUUAAAGCAAGACGUUGUUAUCUUAGCACCUUUCUAGAAACAAGAAUUUUCUUCAACAAUCAAAUUAGGAAUUAAUUCAAUAAAUACGUAGUUGGGAUAGUUAAAUCAUCAACAACCGGACAUAAAAAAAAAAACAAAGGAAGAUUAAUAAUUUGGAAAACAAAAAGAAACAACAAAGUCCAAAAAUAUUUGCCCCGAAUAAACAGGAUAAUAAAAUUAUAAUGAUCUCGAAUUUUACCAUAACUUAAAAUGAUUUAAGAAACCAGGUUAUCAAAAAAAAUUAAAUAUAAACAAAAGAAAUCAACCACAAUCAUAGCAGAGUAAAGUAAAUUGUAAAUAGAAGGACUGUAAAAGGAUAUUUUAUAUUAUAUUUCUUAUGAAAAAUCGAAAAAAAAGGUGGAUAUUUUUAAAAAGAAAAACAAGAAGAAAAUUAUUACGUUCGAAUAGUAUUCUAUGUAUCCUUUAUGCUCAUUCUAUUAUCCUUGAUAAAAUAAUUUAAGGGAUAAAACAAAAUAUUACAAAAACCAAAAAAAAAGAAAUAAAAAAGGAAGGAUCAAUACAUUUAUUGUUUUAUUGACGGAAAAUAAAUAAAACAAAACAAAAAUAAAAUAAAAUUAAAUUUAAGAGGAAACAAAUAGAAGCAAAGUAAGGAGCAAACCUCCUUACCCAAAAAUAAAAAAGGGAAAACAAAUAUAAUAAAAUGAAAUGAAUUCCUGCGUAGCUAUUUUUUGAUUAAAAUUAUGUUAUACAAGCAGUUUUACCUUUAAUUGUAGUUAUUUGUGUUCAAUUAUAAUUUAUGUUAUUAGGUUUAAGGAAUGUUCUGAAAAUUACACAUAUACAUACAUAAUAUAUGCGUCUAGAAAUAAAGGAUAAACUCAAUAAAAUUGAAACUGCCAUUAAAUAAUAAGUUAUCAUCAUCUUUUUUAAUAACUUUUAAAAUAUAUUGGCUACAAAAGCACAUAUCAUAUUACAUAAGAGCACAUAUUGCCAAAGGAUAAUAGAAAAUAUCCUGAUUUAAAAUUUAAAAUUCAAGUAAAUAAAAUAACAAAUGAAAAAAAAAAACAACAAAUCAAUAGCAGAGUUGGUAAACUGUAGUAAGAGAAAUAAAAAUAAUAAAAAUAUUAAAAAUUUAAGGACAUUAUUGAAACACUUCUAUUGAAUCUUAUAUAAAGGACAAACACGUUUUCAAAUUCUUAAAGUGUAUGUACUUUAUAUGUGACGUACAUGUUUGCAAUAUUAAAGUAAAUUUUUAAAGUGCAAUAAAGAUAUAAGAAAAAUUUUAUUUUGCUAUUGAAUUUAAAAUGAUUCAAAUGCGUUAAGCUAAAGUUUAAAAUUUUUAUAACUUUAAUAUAGAAUCUUAAAUGGAUUGUUAAUAUACAUACAUACAUUGAUGCUUAAUAUGGUAUAACUAUAUUUUCUGUACCUACAAAAUUAAUCCCAAAAUACUUAAAAUUUCAUUAUUUAAUUUAAAACUGUUAUGGUGUUUUACUUUUUGUCCAGAUAAAAGGAUGUAAUGAAAAACAAUAAUAGAUACCCAUCUACCUACAUCCUAUUGAGAAAAAAAACAAUGAAUUUUUAAAAUUUUCUAUUUUGCUGCAGUGUUUCUACCAGUUUUUCAUGCUAAGAACAGCAAUAAGUAAAAUUAUUUUUAACAAAAAAAAAAAAAAAAAUUGUGAGAAGAAAGGAAUAAACAUCAUUACUAUACACUUAUAAAUUUUUAAAGACAACUGCAUGUGGAGAGUGCUGCUUUUGUUACUACUUUAAUUUGAAAAUCGUAUUAAAACCAAAGUAAAAAGAUUAAAAAAUAUUUAUAAGAAUCUAUAUAGAAAAAUAAUAACGCAAUGAAUCGGAAACGUUCAUUUAGACGGCGCCAAAAACCACCAUUUAGUGAAAGAGCAAAAGAUCAUUGCAGGAAAUUUACAGCAUUUUUAUUCAGUAAUGUUGGAAUAAUACUUUUGGUCGUAUUAUAUACAAUUGCAGGUGCAUUCAUGUUUCGUGCAAUUGAAUUAAGCGAAGCAAAGAAAAAUGAUGAAGUACAAAUGUAUAAUCGUACAGAUACAAUAACUGUGAUAUUAGAAGAUUUAUUUAAUAUAAGCAGUAGUUUAAGUGCAUUAAAUAAAACUGAAUUUUAUAUUAGGGUUAAUCAAAAGCUUUUAGAAUUUCAACAAAUUGUAAUUAAAGCUGAAUUAGAAGGUUCCAAUGAUGAUACAGAAAAUGAUUGGACAUUUUCCAGUUCAUUUCUCUAUUCAUUAACAGUAAUUACAACAAUCGGUUAUGGUAACAUUGCCCCAAAAUCAAUUUGGGGUAAAAUAUCAACAAUUAUAUAUGCAAUAAUUGGUAUGCCAUUAUUUUUACUUUAUCUGUCAAAUAUUGGUGAUAUUUUGGCAAAGUCAUUCAAGUGGACGUAUGCAAAAUUAUUUUUAUGUCGGAUUUGUCCAGCAGUAACUAGAAGACGUGCUAUUAGAGAAAGGAAAAAAAUGAGACAGUUGACAGCUGAAAGAGAAAUGAACCGUAGCAUAUCUAGCAGCGAAGGCAGUGGUAGUAGUAUUAGUCCUGAUAAUGAUGUUGAAAGUUAUGAUAGAGGAAUGAGAAAUUAUCGCAGAAGUAGAUAUUAUGUACGUGAUUAUAAUAAUAGUGUUGAUGAUGAUAGAAGCAUCGAUGAUGAUGAUAAUGAUGUUGAAGAUGGUGAAGAUGAUGACGAUGACGAUGAUACAGAUAUUCAAGCCAAAUUACAAGCUGAUACUGCAACAAUAACUGUACCCUUAACAGUUUGUAUUUGUAUUAUGAUUGGGUAUAUUUUAUUUGGCGCAACACUAUUUCAUAGAUGGGAAAAUUGGAAAUUAUUAGAUGGAAGUUAUUUUUGCUUUAUAUCAUUAAGUAGUAUUGGUUUUGGUGAUAUUGUACCUGGAGAUAAAAUGACUGGCGGUGAAUUGGAUAAAGUUGAAGUCAGUUUUAUAUUAUGUGCCGUUUAUUUAUUAUUGGGGAUGGCUUUAAUUGCAAUGUGUUUUAAUUUAAUGCAAGAACAAGUUAUUCAUAAUAUGCAAGCUUUUAAACGUGUACUACGUGGUUGUUUUAGAUGCAACAGGUGAAAAUUUCCAGCGUAUAAUCAAAAUGAAAAAUAAUAAAAAAUGAAAAGUUUGAAUUGAUAAACGAAUAUUCUUAAUUCAUUCAACAAUCAGUCUAAAGAAAAAGGGACUAAAAACAACUAUAAAAAUAAUAUACAAAUAUAAUAUACAAAAAGAAAGAAAAAAAUUAAAAUGUCAAACAAUAAAAUUGCCAGAACAUUAUGAUAAAACAUCGAAAAUUUUCUUUAGGAAUGAGAAAAAAAUUUGUAGAAAAGGUUGAAAAUAUAAAAAUUAUAAGAAUUAUGCACGUGUACUUUGGACAGUAGAGGCGGAAUUCCAGAAAAACAAAAAGAAAUAAAGCAAAACGACCAAAAUUUUGAAUUUUUUCGGAUGUCAUUUUUUUCUCAGAAUUGAGCUGAUAAAAAUGAUAUUUUUAUGCAUAGCUAAAGCUAAAAAUAAUCAAAAAUUAUGAAUAAAAUUACUGAUAACAAAAAUAAUCAAAAAAAGUUAUCACAUUGUGGUAUGAGACGCAGUUAUUUCUAUAAUUUAAAUGAUAACCAUCGUUAUUGUGUUAAUUACCUACUAUACUUAUAAAAACGUAUAGUAGGGUGAGGCUGUUAAAAGGAUGUUUGCUACUAUACACAUUGGGCGAGAAUUUCUUUUUUAAGUUAAACUAUACGUUUUUUUUCUCUUUUUUUCUAAAAUAAAAGUGAAAAAAAUAAUAUUAAAAUAGAAUGCCCCAAACAAAAAAUUACAGGAAAAAAUGUAAAAAUAAGCAUGAAAAUAAUUCUGGAAGAAUACAGAUAAGAAUAAUGAAAAUAAUAAGUCAAGAAUAAAAUGGCUAUAAAGCGGUCACUUAAGAGAUUAAACAAAGGGUUGUUGAAGUUGAUUUUUAUACUUUACCAGGAAACUAUAUUAAGUGCAAUAUUUUUUUAGGUAUAUUCAAAAUAUUUUACACGUUCAUAACAAUAUGAAGUAAAUCAUAAUGUUUUUAAUGGAUUUGAAUAUAUAGUUUGAAACGAUAAUAUGCUGGGGGUUAUAUUUCAAUUAAUCUGUGGAUGUGAACAAUAGAAAUCAAUUAUAUUUUGAAGAUUUUAUAAUAUUCAAAUGAAUUUUUUGAAAUAAGAUUAAUUAACACCUGAGUUGUUUGAUUAAUUAACACCUGAAGUGUUGGAAUUUAUUGCACUAAUUAUGCUGUGAUCAUCUUUGUUGAUUUUUAAUUAUUGUAACUCCGCAAAGCAAAAAUUUUUCAUCAUUAUUUAGAGUGUUUUUUUUACUGUGAGAAAAAAUUGACUUUUUAACUAUGCAGUGGGAUGUCUUUUAUUCAGCCAUUAUGUACUUUUGAAAAAACAACUAAUUUUCAAUUCAUAUUAAACUGAUAGUCUGACUAUGAACAUGUAAAUUAAAGUAAAUAGCACUUGAAAAAGAAAGAUAUCAAGGUGUACACUUCCAUCUUCACAUCAUUUUCAUGUUAAUUAGCAUCAAAACCAUUGAUAAAUUUCAAAUAGCUCGAUUAAAAUAAAAGAAUGCAACAAUAUGAUAAUGAAUUAGCAUAGAAUGGGAAUUAAAAAUAAAAAAUUAUAGCCUUUUACUGGUUGAAUUAUAUUUGUGAUGAUUCUUACUUUUCUUAUUCUGAUAUUAUUAAUUAAAAAAAUCUAACUCCAUUUAAUUUGCACUACAUAGUCAAAGCAAAGUAAACCAAAAGAACAUAUUAUUAAGUGUACAUUAGGAAGAAGAGAAAUAAAUGAAAAUUGUAACAAAUUCAAAUCAUCGGUUAAAAUGUGUGGGAGUGGACUAAACUAAAUAUUGAAGGAAAUUAUCAUUAGAAAAAGAAAAUUAGAUUUAAAAGAUUAAAAAAGAAAAAUUGAAUAGUUUGUAACUUGAACCAACAUUGAAUGAAAUGGAACUAAGCAGGAAGAUACUUAAAAAUAAUAUAAUUGCAAAGAUGCAGGCUUUUUCAAAUUUCUUUAAGAGCAAUUUAUAAAUUAAAUCUCAAUGUUAGAAGAAUAAUGAGUAUUACAUUAUAAUAUAUAAUUUAAAAUAAAAAAGAAUACAAAAAGUGAUCUAUUGGAAUUCGAAUUUGGAUUGGAUUAAAACAAAAAUAAAAAUUAAAAUUAUAUUGAGGUCAAAAUUUAUUUUAAAUUAAAUAAGUGUAA